Messenger RNA from Linum tenue, 987 nucleotides. The record is from the annotation of a GenBank genome assembly. NCBI's taxonomy places the organism in Eukaryota, Viridiplantae, Streptophyta, Magnoliopsida, Malpighiales, Linaceae.
AUGUCUUCCGUGCUACAAUCCGUUUCCCGGAGGUUAGCAGGGAAGGUGGCACUGAUCACAGGCGGAGCAAGCGGGAUCGGCGCCGCCACGGCCAGGCUGUUCGCCCAGAACGGCGCCAAAGUCGUCAUCGCCGACGUCCAAUCCUCGCUGGGAGAUUCCGUCGCUAAAGAAGCGAGCUCCAACUCCCAACACCCCGUCUCCUUCGUCAGCUGUGACGUCACCAAGGAGAGCGACGUGGAGAGCGCCGUGGACGCCGUCGUUUCGGCCCACGGGAAGCUCGACAUCAUGUACAGCAACGCCGGCGUCACGGGGGACAGCUCCGGGCACCAGAUCUUGACGGUGGACGCGGAGGAGCUGAGGAGAGUGCUGGACAUCAACGUGGUGGGCGGGUUUUUGUGCGCCAAACACGCGGCCAGGGUGAUGAUCCCGGAGAAAAAAGGGACCAUUCUGUUCACGGCCAGCGUGGUGACGGACACGUUUGGGCUGUUCGCUCACACGUACACGGCCUCGAAGCACGGGCAGGUGGGGCUGGUGAAGAACCUGUGCGUGGAGCUGGGGCAGUACGGGAUUCGGGUCAACGCGGUUUCUCCCGCCGCCGUCCCGACUCCGAUGGCAAUGAAGGCGCUCGGGUUGGACCGGAAGGGGGUUCAGGAGUUCUAUGCUCAGAAGUCGGCGUUGAAAGGUCCGCUGCUGGACGAGAAGGACAUCGCCGAGGCGGCUCUCUACCUCGCUGAUGGGGAACGGCGUCUUAGGCCGGGCCCAUUGAUAUUAUUAUUAUUAUUAUUGUUUUAUUAUUAUUAUUUGUUGGAAUAUUCGGUUAUUAUUCGGGUUAUUCGUAUUAGUUUGGGUCUAGGAUUAUUAUUACCUAUCUUGUUUAGGAAGUAUUCGUUUACUUGUUGCUUUGGGUUUGGGUUUCCUUGUCUUAAGGGGAAAGGGGUUUGUGGGACUUGUCCUAUAAAUAUGUACCUUUGCUCUUCGUUUUAUUAA